Molecule: messenger RNA, 1943 nt
Organism: Salvelinus namaycush (lake trout)
Lineage: Eukaryota; Metazoa; Chordata; Actinopteri; Salmoniformes; Salmonidae
Gene: gcnt4a
Product: glucosaminyl (N-acetyl) transferase 4a
Exons: 6
Coding region: 1-1362 (453 amino acids)
Cellular component (GO): membrane
Molecular function (GO): acetylglucosaminyltransferase activity
Source: RefSeq, a predicted model, not a curated record
AUGAGUGACGGAAUCAGCGAAAUCCGUUUGACUGUGAUCCUGGCUCAGUUGACAUCCCGAAUGAAAAUAAGAUGUGCCCUGUUCCAUAAAUUGACACAGAGGUGCUUCCUGUUGUCCCUGGCCCUGCUGCUGCUGUGUCUGCUGAAGCUGUUCUAUGCUAAAGUAACUCUGAGGAACAGUUUCUACAUCGAGCCCUAUGGAAUCACAGACCGCUCCUCACAGAACUCCAAACACCAGUACAACAUCAACUGCACUGCCAUCUACCAACUGGACCCUGUGGAGGUAGGGAAGUCAUUGGAGAUCAGACGCAAAGUCAUUGUGGACUUGGAGGAUGACCGCCUCGUGUCUUUAACCUCAGACUGUGAGAGGUACAUCGAGACGAGAGGAUAUGACGUCAUCCCAGUGUCGGAAGAGGAGCGGGGGUUCCCGCUGGCGUACUCCUUGGUGGUGCAUAAGAACGCUGCCAUGGUCGAGAGGAUCUUCAGGGCCACCUACGCCCCUCACAACCUCUACUGCAUUCACUAUGACCAGAAGUCCUCUCAGAGCUUCAUAGCGGCCAUGAUGAACUUGGCUCACUGCUUCCCCAACCUCUUCCUAGCCUCCAAGCUGGAGUCAGUGCAGUACGCCCACAUCACACGGCUUAACGCCGACCUCAACUGCCUCAACGACCUGUUAGAAAGGUCAGAGGUCAAGUGGAAGUAUGUCAUCAACCUCUGCGGCCAGGACUUCCCCCUCAGGUCGAACGGUGAGCUGGUGUCGGAGCUGCAGGCUCUGAACGGUGCCAACAUGCUGGAGACCUCCCGUCCCAGCGAGCUGAAGAAACAGCGCUUCCGUUUCCAGCACCAGCUGAAGGAUGUGCCCUACGAGUACCGCCGCUUACCCGUCCGAACCACCCAGGCCAAGGCGCCGCCGCCGCACGGCAUUGAGAUGUUCAUCGGCAGCGCCUACUUCGUCUUGUCCCGUGACUUUGUCCAUUACGUCGAAACCAGCCGGGUGGCGAGGGACUUCCUGGAAUGGUCAGCUGACACUUACUCUCCGGAUGAACACUUCUGGGCGACGUUGACGAGAAUCCCCGGUGUACCGGGAGAGAUCUCCCGGUCUGCCCCAGAUGUAACAGACUUGAAGAGUAAGACACGUCUGGUGAAAUGGAAUUAUCUGGAAGGGUCUCUGUACCCUCCCUGCACUGGGACUCACAUGAGGAGUGUCUGUAUAUAUGGGGCUGCAGAGCUGCGAUGGUUGCUAAACUAUGGCCACUGGUUCGCUAACAAGUUUGACCCCAAAGUUGACCCGGUGCUUAUCAAGUGCUUGGAGGAGAAAUUGGAUGAGAAACGUAGGCAAUGGGAAAACACGGUGCAGAAUUGAAAAGGAAAAACUACUGUAAAUUAAAUGGGAGAAUCAGUUCAUUUGUUGGUUUAUAUGGAAGAUUUACCCAGCCUGCAGAUGAGGUACUUUGUUCCUCUAUCAACUAACUGCAAGGAAUAAGUCAAAUUCUGCAGUAGCAGGAUUUUCUUGUUUUACAAAAAAUAACUUUUUAUGUCUAUUGAAUACGAGUUCAAACUAGUUGAACCCCACUGAAAAUGAAGUGUUGAAGUUCAAUUGAACUGUUCGAAUAAAAGGCGUCGCCCAACUGUUCUUUAAUGAUGUCCAAGAUGGGUCUUUCAGAGGAUAGUGAAACAAGACGAUCAAUGGCCAAAAUAUCUACACUGCUUGUUCUGUCACGGAUAUCGCAAAGAACUUGUCACAUGUUGCAAUAACACCUAAUGGAAUGUCUCAUCUUGAUACCAGAUCCAAUGAGAAAUGCAUGUAGAUUGAAUAGACGGUCAUUUAUGUUAUUCUCUAAGAUGUUGUCACGUAGGUAAAAUGUUAAACUCUUUACCAAACCAACAAUACCAAAGACACUCAACUGUAACAAAACGGCACAUCAAAGCUGGAUGUCAGGUUUU